AUGGUGCCUCGGCGUUCAACCCGAAAGUCAGCAGCUGGAGUGGCAAACGGAAAUGAUGUCGCUGCUAUAACACCAACCCAAGCUCUGAAUGAUUCGCCCAUGAACAGCCAUGUAGACCCUUCCUUGAGCAAGAAGCGCACCCGUUCUUCUCGCACAGCUGUGCCGAAUUCCUCCGAUAACGACGAUGACAUUGUCGGAGUCGACCCUUCUAUGCCGCCAGUACAACUUCGUCGCACACUGAAGCAAGUCUCGAUUCCCGUCAUGAGCACCGGUCACGCAGCUGCAUCGGUUACAGCACAGUCGGCCGAGUCCGAAAACUCGAACGAGUCUCCAUCGCUGGACAACUCCGAUUACGAUACACCUGCUACGAGCAAGUCGAACACACCGGCCGCCUCCUUUGGUCGCACUCGUGGCUCUGCCCGCAAAAGCGGAUUGAGCAAGACUGUCACAGCUCGAUCGCGGAACACUAUCGAAGACACAGAUGACGAGAUCGAAGCGGUAGACUUGGACGCAGAGCUCGCCUUGCAGAUGCAGCUUGAGGAAGACGAAGGCGAGCACCGUAGCAAGCGCCAAAGAAUCGAGGAAUCCGACGACGAGGACGACGAAGUUAAGAACGCUUAUGCACCACCAGCUCGGGCGCGAGCGAAACCAACACCUUACAAGGGGAAGGGGAAGGGAAAGGCGAAAGUGGAGUCUGACAUCGAGACCGACGAUGACGCAGACUCGCUGCUGGAAGAGCUGGUCUCUGAACCAUCCUAUGAAGGCAAGGGCAAGGGCAAAGCGGCGAACGAAGAACUAUCGCAUCGCCGGAGUCGUUCAAACCGACCCAGUAUGAGCCGCAACACUAUCCUCGACGACAUCAUCAGCGAUCUGGAGGAUUCUGAGGAGUACGAUGAAUUCAAGCCAGACGAUGCCGGCUCGGCGAUGGAUGACGUCGACAGCCUAGCCGCAGACGACAGUGAAGAGGAGGAACCGCUUAUGGUAGCCAGUGCCCGCUUUAAGAAGGUGUCGGCGAAGUUACCAAAGCGUGCACGGGGCAAGAAGUCGUUCACACAUGCAGAGAAGAUGGAGAAGCAGAGGCGCAUGGCGAGAUAUGCACACAUUGAAGACAAAUGGGAGCGAAAGCGUGCCAUGAAUCGCGAACGAGCGGAACAGCAACAUCCUAAAUUGCGGUCAAUGUGGGACGACCUUCAGAAGAUCCCUGUUCUUCCCGUUGAGAGGGCAGAACAGCCAAAAACGAUCACCCGACGACUGAAACCAUUCCAGCUCGAGGGUCUUAGCUGGAUGAUCCGCCAGGAACAGACCCACUACAGAGGCGGCCUUCUUGGAGACGAGAUGGGAAUGGGUAAAACCAUUCAAGCCGUUUCGCUCAUCAUGUCGGACUAUCCUGCAAAGGCACCUACACUCGUCUGUGUACCACCUGUGGCCCUGAUGCAGUGGUCAAAUGAGAUUCGGGAGUACACUGAGAACAAGCUCAACGUGCUGGUUUAUCACGGCACAAAUGCGAAAUGCAAGAAGAUGACCGUUAAGGAUUUGAAGAAGUUCGACGUCAUCAUGGUGUCUUACAACAGCCUGGAAUCUUUGCACCGCAAGGAGACUAAGGGCUGGAGCCGCGGGGAGGACAUCAUCAAGGAGGCCUCUCCCCUUCACGCUAUCCACUUCCAUCGUCUCAUUCUUGAUGAGGCACACAGCAUCAAGUCUCGCAACACCGGUGUCGCCAAGGCCUGCUUUGCACUCACUGGAACCUACAAGUGGUGUUUGUCAGGAACGCCGGUGCAGAACCGCAUCGGAGAGUUCUUCUCCCUUUUACGAUUCCUAGAAGUGCGUCCCUUUGCGGACUACUUCUGCCGCUCUUGCAAGUGCGAAAAGUUGCAUUGGGCCACAGACGACGAUCACAUGUGCGUUGCUUGCAAUCACGGUGCAUCUGAGCACAUAUCGGUGUUCAACCAGGAGCUGCUCAACCCCAUCACCGGCGACGAUGUGGAUCUCCGCGAGCAGGCGUUGGCGAAGCUGCAUAUGAUUACCGCCCGUAUCAUGUUGCGUCGCAUGAAGCGCGAUCACACCAACUCUAUGGAGCUGCCCAUGAAAGACAUCAUCAUCCACAACGAGUUCUUCAGCGAAGUCGAGCGUGACUUCUCUACCUCAAUCAUGUCAAACUCGAACCGCAAGUUUGACACCUAUGUCGCACAGGGUGUUAUGCUUAACAACUACGCCAACAUCUUUGGUCUGAUCAUGCAGAUGCGCCAAGUUGCCAAUCAUCCCGAUCUACUCCUCAAGAAGAAUGCAGCAGAAGGUAGCCAGAACGUCUAUGUCUGCAACAUCUGCGACGAGCCCGCCGAAGACGCCAUACGGUCCCACUGCCGCCACGAGUUCUGCCGCGCCUGCGUCAAGGACUACAUGGACACAUGCGAGGCUUCCGGAACCGACGCCGACUGUCCACGCUGCCAUAUCGCUCUAACCAUCGACUUCGAGCAGCCUGAGCUCGAGCAGGAUAUAGACUCAGUCAAGAAGACAUCCAUUAUCAACCGCAUCAAGAUGGAGAACUGGACGAGUUCGACUAAGAUCGAGAUGCUGGUGUACGAUCUGUACAAGCUGCGUAGCAAGAAGCAGACACUUAAGUCGAUUGUGUUCAGUCAGUUCACGUCUAUGCUGCAACUAAUCGAGUGGCGUCUGCGCCGCGCGGGUUUCAACACAGUGAUGCUGGAUGGCAGCAUGACUCCGGCCAUGCGACAGAAGAGCAUCGAUCACUUCAUGACGAACCCGGAUGUCGAGGUCUUUCUUGUGUCGCUGAAGGCUGGCGGUGUAGCUCUCAACCUGACCGAGGCUUCCAGGGUGUUCAUCGUUGACCCAUGGUGGAAUCCUGCUGCAGAAUGGCAGUCCGCUGACCGCUGCCACCGCAUCGGCCAGAAGCGACCUUGCGUCAUCACGCGUCUUUGUAUCGAAGACAGUGUCGAAUCUCGUAUGGUCGCGCUGCAGGAGAAGAAGGCAGCUAUGAUUGCUGGAACUGUCAAUAACGACAAAGUUGCCAUGGAUCGUCUGAGCCCUGAAGAUCUGCAGUUCUUGUUCCGUGGUUCUUAG
This is a messenger RNA of Ascochyta rabiei, 3078 nucleotides long. RefSeq names its product DNA repair protein rad16. The transcript has 3 exons. NCBI's taxonomy places the organism in Eukaryota, Fungi, Ascomycota, Dothideomycetes, Pleosporales, Didymellaceae. The record is from RefSeq and is a predicted model, not a curated record. Bases 1 to 3078 code for a protein of 1025 amino acids. Gene Ontology annotation, molecular function: ATP binding; ATP-dependent chromatin remodeler activity; metal ion binding.